This is a messenger RNA of Rasamsonia emersonii CBS 393.64, 444 nucleotides long. RefSeq lists its product as uncharacterized. The record is from RefSeq and is a predicted model, not a curated record. Bases 1 to 444 code for a protein of 147 amino acids. The transcript has a single exon. Lineage: Eukaryota; Fungi; Ascomycota; Eurotiomycetes; Eurotiales; Trichocomaceae.
AUGGUCUACGUUAUGGCACUGGAUUUCUUAUCCUUCCAAAGGGUACUACGUCUAUUCUUCCCAUUUAUGAAGAGACUGCCGGAUGUUGAAGAGUUGGCAGGGGUUUCUCAGGAAGUUGUGUUGCCAUCUAAGCUGCCACAACGCGAACUGCUUAUGGUUGGCAUGAGCGCCAAAACUUACCGCAUCCGAGACACAAUCAGAAAGGAAUGUCAUGUUCUUCCCGACGAUGUCGGCAUUACAGAGCAGAACAUGGAAGCAUGCCGUAAUGAAGCUGACGUCUACCUCAUUUUGGGAAAACACCCGCUCAUUGCCACAUGCUUGUCUAUUGGUCCCCAUAAGGACUACAUCGAUCUUGAAUACUAUCAAAAUGGCAAUCUUAAGCAAUAUGUCAACAGCAACCGUGCAAGCAUUACACAGGCCGACCUGGGCCUAUCAAAUGAUUGA